UCUCUCUCUCUCUCUCUAUUAAAUAAUCUCUCCUGCGUCUUCUCUCCCUCUCCUACUUCACACUUGAGAGAGAGAGAGAGAGAGAGAGAGAGAAUAUGUUAUUGGGAAAGCGUCCUGGCCCUCCGAUCAGGAGAACGACCAGCAUGGUCGGGAUCACAGUCGAUCCGACGGCCACGAUGGAAGCCUCUCAGCCGUCCGAUUACCCGGAGACGAUCAUGGCCGUUCAUCAGAAUCCGACGACGGCGAUGAACCCUAGAAGCAGCCGCAUAGCGCCGCGAAAGUACCAGAAGAGAAAUCCUCCGGCUGCGGAAAAUGCUAGUGAUAAUUUCCUCAGGACUUGUAGCCUCUGCAACCGCCACCUCCGCCACAAUCGUGACAUUUAUAUGUACAGGGGGGACAAAGCAUUUUGCAGCUUAGAGUGCAGAGAGAAGCAAAUGAUGCUGGAUGAGAGAAAAGCGAAGAACGGCGUCGUAUCAUCCAAAAAUGUCCUCCAUAUUUAGUUUUCAUAUAUGUGUAUGUAAUUAUGUAUGCUUGUUUAAUCAAAUCCAUAAUGGAGGAAAUUUAUCUAUUUUUCGCUUUU
This is a messenger RNA of Tarenaya hassleriana, 580 nucleotides long. RefSeq names its product protein MARD1-like. Lineage: Eukaryota; Viridiplantae; Streptophyta; Magnoliopsida; Brassicales; Cleomaceae. The transcript has 2 exons. Bases 96 to 500 code for a protein of 134 amino acids. The record is from RefSeq and is a predicted model, not a curated record.